Molecule: messenger RNA, 5253 nt
Organism: Scophthalmus maximus (turbot)
Lineage: Eukaryota; Metazoa; Chordata; Actinopteri; Pleuronectiformes; Scophthalmidae
Gene: csde1
Product: cold shock domain containing E1, RNA-binding
Exons: 24
Coding region: 949-3741 (930 amino acids)
Molecular function (GO): nucleic acid binding
Source: RefSeq, a predicted model, not a curated record
UGCAUCUGCUCAGCGGCGGGUCCCUCCACUCCGAAGGCUCUCUGGUCGCGCUGUUCAAAUAUCGCGAUAGUCGCCUCCUUAAUCACUACGUAAUGUGCCGUGCUGCUUCUAGCGGCGCUGGUGACAGUGCUGAAAGCUGUUGGGUAUGAAGUGAAAAGGAACUGAAUUUUUGUAACAUCCGGAACUGCUUCAAGUUCAGAUCAUCACAAAGUAACUGAAGAUAAACCUCCUGAAACAAGCAAAGUCGCAACACCCAAGACACGUGGAGGGAAAAAUAGGAUCACUUCAAGGGUUCAAUUCGCAAGAAGUAACCAAAUCCUGAAACGACCAAAGAAGACUCCCAUCAGCCCAAUUGCAACACAGAAGAGAAGCAAUCCUAUGCCCAAGCAUAUUCGGAGAAGACGAUAACUGAUCUGAAACCAGAAGUUUGUGCCUACUCAACAGCUUUGACAAAGCACACGUCCCAACGCUGCUCUUAGCCCUCCUCAUCCUCACCACACCUCCGACACACUGCCGGGGUGUGGAGUGGGCUGCUAUCUGCUAUUUUUUUUUUCCUCCUCCCCAUAGUUCCCCCCUACACACUUCUCCCCUCUCUCCUCUUCCAACUGUUUUUCAUUGUAAAUUUUUCUAAGCAGUGUUAUUGCACCUGCGUUUGCCUUUUUUUGCGCCAGAUUUCUCCCCCCCACUUUUUGCUUUAUGCAACCAUCUAGAACUUGUGCCAGAAACGUGUAACAAGUGUGUUCAACUGUGUGCAUGAAGAGAUCUACAGGAACUGUAUAGACAUCGAGAUCCAGACAAUUACAAGACCCAAGACGACUAAGACAUCCAGCGGUGUAUCAUUGGGUGGUUACAUAAAAAUAGUACUUAACAGUCCAGCAAAAAAAAAAAAAAAAAAUCAUCAAGUUCAGCAAGUGCUCAAGCAAGGUUGGUCCGAGUUUAUGGGAAAAUAUGGGCAGCCCCUGGAAAGGCUUUGUUGAGUUUACCUUGCCUGCGUCGCCACCCACCGCGUUUGUUAGCGCUGACCUGGGCAGCACCUCCCCUGUCGGACUCAGCCUGUCGCCAUAUGGCCGAUCCAUGAGUUUUGACCCAGGAAUGCUCCAUAACAAUGGGCACACUGCGUACGCCAACGGCACAGGACCUGGCAUCAGAGAGACGGGCGUGGUGGAGAAGCUUCUGACUUCCUAUGGGUUCAUCCAGUGCUCUGAACGUCAGGAUCGUCUCUUCUUCCACUGCUCUCAGUACAAUGGCAACCUGCAGGAGCUUAAAAUAGGAGAUGAUGUAGAGUUUGAGGUAUCCUCUGACAGGCGCACUGGCAAGCCCAUAGCAGUGAAGCUGCUUAAGAUUAAGCCAGAGGUGCUGCCAGAGGAGCGCAUCUCGGGCCAGGUGGGGCCAGACCUGCACGCCUAUCCCUUUACUGUGCUGCAUGGUUAUAUUCAUCCAGUCGUCUCAGCAAUCCCAGUGCACGGGGAUGGAAAGUCUGCUCCCGUGCAGAAUCCCACUGGCAGCGUUUGUUACGAAAGAAAUGGGGAAGUGUUCUACCUUACCUACACUACUGAUGAUGUUGAGGGGAGUAUCCACCUGGACACGGGUGACAAAGUCAGCUUUUACAUGGACACCAACAAACACACUGGUGCGGUCAGCGCUCGUAACAUUCAGCUUGUGAAGAAAAAGCAAAUGAGGUGCCAAGGUGUGGUGUGCGCUACAAAGGAGGCCUUUGGAUUCAUCGAGAGGGCCGAUGUGGUGAAGGAGAUUUUCUUUCACUACAGCGAGUUCAAGGGUGAUCUGGAAGCUCUGCAGGCGGGCGACGACGUCGAGUUCACCAUCAAAGACAGAAAUGGUAAAGAAGUAGCCACUGAUGUGAGGCUGCUCCCCCAAGGAACUGUCAUCUUUGAGGAUAUCAGCAUUGAGCAGUUUGAAGGCACUGUCGUCAAGGUCAUUCCCAAGGUUCCCACCAAAAACCAGAACGACCCUCUUCCAGGUCGCAUCAGUGCCCGGAUUGGUUUCGCAGACAAGGAGCUGCCGUUUGGCGAGAAGGACACAAAAUCCAAGGUGACCCUGUUGGAGGGCGACCACAUACAGUUCAACAUCUCCACCGACCGCAGAGACAAGCUGGAGAGGGCGACGAACAUUGACAUCCUCCCAGACACCUUCGACUUCACCAAGGAGACGCGUGAAAUGGGGGUGAUUGCGGCUAUACGCGAUGGCUUUGGCUUUAUAAAGUGCGUGGAUCGGGAUGCUAGGAUGUUCUUUCACUUCAGUGAAGUGCUGGAGGAGACCCAACUGCACAUCUCCGAUGAAGUGGAGUUUACUGUUGUGCCUGUAGGUCCUGUUUAUAAGAUUUUCGCCAAAGAUAUGUUGUCCGCUCAGAGGAACCAUGCCGUGCGCAUCAAGAAGCUGCCCAAGGGCACCGUUUCUUUCCAUACCCAGUCUGAGCAGCGUUUUAUGGGUGUGGUGGAAAAAGAAGUUGCAGUCGGCAACAAGAAUGCCAGCCCCACCAAGAACAAGGAGAAGAAAAAAGACAAGGGUAAAGUUGUAGAAAAGGAAUCUGAGGAAGGGGUUAUUGCAUAUGAAGACUGCGGAGUGAAGCUCACUGUGGCAUACCAUGUGAAAGACCUAGAGGGAGGGGGUCACCCACUGGCUGGAGACAAGCUGACAGAUGCGAGACACUUGAACACACCUGAAUUUCUCGACGAACACUUGCUCUUAGGAAAAAUGGCAGAAACGUACGGCAUGCUAGACAAAAGUGAGGACCUCCCCCUUCUGCGCCAUAAGAAGAAAAACGUUCUAGUCAGGGAUCCGCUGAAGGUGGAGUUCUCCAUCAACGAAGUGAAGCGGAGCGGCCAGCAGAGUGCCGUCUCCAUCAGGGUCCUUAACCGUAACACCUCCAACGCCAAGCGACUGCACGGAUUUGUUGCCACGCUGAAAGACAACUUUGGCUUCAUCGAGACGGCAAAUCACGACCAAGAAAUUUUCUUUCACUACAGUGAAAUGUGUGGCGACUUGGACAGCUUGGAGCUGGGCGACACAGUGGAGUACACGCUGUCUAAGGGGAAAGGAAACAAAGUCAGUGCUGAAAAGGUUACCAAAGUGACUGCAGUGAAUGGCAUCGGUGAGGAUGUUGGUGGGACAGUGAUGGUGGGGAAAGUCAUCCGUCCUUUGCGCAGUGUAGACCCCUCCCAGACGGAAUACCAAGGGCUUAUUGAAGUCGCAGAGGAAGGUGGAACGAAAGGCCCGAAUUAUCCCUUUGGCAUCGUGGGUAUGGCCAACAAAGCAGAUUGUCUGCAGAAAGGAGAACUUGUGAAGUUCCAGCUGUGCACGGUUGUUCUGACUGGACAGAAGAUGGCCUGUCACGUAGUCCCUCAGCGAAGGGCCAUGGUGGAGUGCGUCAAAGACCAGUUUGGCUUCAUCACGUAUGAAGUUGGUGAGAGCAAGAAGCUGUUCUUCCAUGUCAAAGAAGUGCAAGACGGCCUGGAGCUCCAGACCGGUGACGAGGUGGAGUUCUCUGUUGUCCUCAAUCAGCGCACAGGAAAAUGUAGUGCCUGCAACGUACGCAGAGUCAGCGAGGGGCCUAAACCAGUGGCAACUCCUCGCCCCGACCGCCUGGUGAAUCGAUUGAAGAGCAUCACGCUCGACGACGCCAGUGCUCCUCGCCUGGUCAUCGUAAGACAGCCCCGCGGCCCGGACAACUCAAAGGGCUUCAGUGUGGAGCGCAAGACUCGUCAGCCUGGUGUCAUCGACUGAGGCGCACAGAGCCCGCCCCCAUUCAGUGUUGGUGGGACGCUCGCGCCGUCCUAAAAGGCAACAGCAGGAGAUAAGGGAAAUUGAUUUGACACAUGCUUGUACACACAAACGCAAACACAAAACAUAAACACAUACAGUAAUCGGCAUGUGUCCUCAUUGAUACCUGCGAGGGAACCGUUCUCAUUCCACGGUAUCCCUGCCUCCCAUGUAUGAUGUACUUGAUACGGAGUCCACACUGCAGUGUACAUGGGAUCUCUUGAGUGUGUGCGUGCGUGUGUCUGUGUGACGUAUCCUAGAAGUGAUUAGUGUGUAACGGAGGUAUUUGUUUCUGAGGGCCCCGUCCCUCUAAAUCAGAGUGAUGAUUGUGCGGCUGUCUUAUGUCCCCCUCUCUCUUUUUGAAUCUGCUUUGUCUGGAAUUCUGCACCUGUAAUCUGUCCAGUAGUUUGCCUGGGUGAAUGAGUGCGUCUGUUUGGCAUGUCUUUUGAGCUACUGCUCCGUUUUUGUUUUUGUUUUUGUUUUUCUCAUAUUUGCUCCUUUACCCAUGGAAACUUAAACUGGUUUCAUUAAAUCACGUUUCCACCUUUCUGUAUGCUUUCCUACAAAACAUAUAUAAAGCAAAGCAAAGUUCCCUCCAUAAGGAGGAUCAUAUUUCUCAUGUGCGAGCUGAAACUGACGAUUCUUCUCUGCUCGUUUUUUUGAGCAGUUUUAAAAUGCUUUAUUGAAGAGCUGAAGUGAAAGCAUGGUUUGUGUGAUGUAUGUGAAUGUCAAAGUAGUUGAUCUGAUAGGAUUUACUUUACCAGACUGGAGCCUUUAGAUACCUUAUUGGUAUUCACAUGCUCCGCUUAAGCAAUUUUUCACGGGUGCAGAAUUCCUCGUGGCAUCUUAUAUCUGCAGUUCUUUUAUACUAUGUUUUUUUUUUUCUUUUCUUUUUUGCACAUAGUUUUUCUUUUUUUUUUUUCAUUGAAAUUCAAUCUGCUAAUAUUGAAUUAAGUAAGAAUAAGGUGCCUAAAAACUACAAGCAAAGUGAAAUAAAAAAAACUAAACAAAACAAAAAACGACAAAACAAAAAAGGUGUAUCCUGUUCCCAGCCAACCGCCAAAAUAUUCAGAACAAUCUUAGGGUGGCUGUCUUUUCUAGUAGGAAUAAUACUGAUAUGCAUCCCAAGCCUGUGGGUUGAACUAUACUGUAUGUAAUGUGUGCUUUUUUUUUUUUUUUCCCUUAGUGAAAGUUCAAACUUCAGAUAUAAUGAAACAAAUUAACUUAAAUAAGAAGAAAGGUAAAGUAUUAGAAAUUCUGUUUAAAAAAAAAAAAAAGCAUUAAAAUCAGGAUUAGUGCUCUUGAAAAAAAAUGGGAGGGUGAGCUAUUGUGCCUCUGCACAUUUAAGUUACAGUCAAAAUUAAUUUCAACUUACGAGAUCGCCAGGGUUUCAGUUGAACCAUCUUCAGAGGUUCUUAUGUUCUUUUGUUAAUGGUCUUGAAUGAAACAAUUGAAUUAAAAGUUUUAUGAAAAUCA